Messenger RNA from Penicillium soppii, 1191 nucleotides. RefSeq names its product putative tubulin-specific chaperone c. Gene Ontology annotation, cellular component: cytoplasm. The coding region runs from base 1 to 1191 and encodes 396 amino acids. Lineage: Eukaryota; Fungi; Ascomycota; Eurotiomycetes; Eurotiales; Aspergillaceae. The record is from RefSeq and is a predicted model, not a curated record. Gene Ontology annotation, biological process: tubulin complex assembly; post-chaperonin tubulin folding pathway. The transcript is spliced from 4 exons.
AUGGCCGAGACUCAAUCACCACGUCGAAUGUCGGCGAAUAAUCAGGUUGUCUCCAAAGCGGAGAUACCCUUGAAUGAACGAUUUUUUCGUUACUUCCAGCAUGAGAUCACCUCUUUGCAAGAAAGAAUGGACCACCUUGCAGAUACAUCUCUCGUGGGAGGUGAACGGGCCGAUGCAACAGAUCACUGCCUUGCCGGCAUCGUGCGGUUAUCAAAUGAAGUCAAGGAUGCGGCGAGCUAUAUUCCCACAUAUGAUCAGAGGGUCUAUGCAGAGGCAAUCAAAGCUUUGCAGGAUCGAUUGAGUGAAAUCCGUACAGCAUUCGAACCCAGAUCAAAAUUCAGCUUCAAGAACAAGAAGAACGCAUCAGCUAUCUCCCUGUCUGAUGCUGCGUCAUUGGCCGUAAAGGGCCGGCUCAAUGUUUCUGGGUAUCGCUCUCCGGGUUCCUCGUCCGUUGAUUCGUCCGCGAACCACACGCCCAAUUACCCUUCCACGCCACUGAAUGAGCCAGACAAGCAGCAGCAAGAGAGACCGGAGCUUACGCCGACUUCAUGUCCUGGCGUCUCAACUGCUGACUUUGCCACACAUCCCCACUCGAAUAAGUUCGCGGCUACUGGCAUAUCGUCUGUCUCUGUCGACGACCACUAUGCCUUGCACAUAAUGCUUCCGGCUUCUGGCUCAACCUCUACAGUCCCAGCGUCGAUCACCUCUCUGGAUCACUGCAUUGUUGACAUGUCCAUCCCUACCGCCAACGGAAAGCCGUAUGCUAGUCUGACUGCCAAGGGAAUAAAAGAGAGCUUAUUGGUCUGCGGUCAGGUCAAUGGCCCUGCACACGUUACUGACGUUGAACAAAGCGUCAUGGUGGUCUCGUGUCGUCAGUUCCGCAUGCACAACUGCAAAGACGUUGAUGUCUAUCUCAGUUGUUCCAGCAACCCCAUCAUUGAGGACUGUUCCAACGUUCGCUUCGGUCGGAUCCCCAAGGCCUACGCAUUGAACCACGAUCGACCUGACCAUGAAGACCGUUGGAGUCAGGUUGAAGACUUCAAAUGGAUUAAGCCUGAGCCAAGUCCAAAUUGGAGUCUACUUGAUCCUAACGAUGCGGUCCCAGAAGAGGUUUGGGCAGAGAUUGUUCCUGGCGGGCCGGGAUGGUCUCUUGAGGACAUUUUACGUGCCAUUAAGGUGGUGAAAGAUUAA